AUGCUCAGGCUCAGCGAACGCUUCAGCGGCACGGCCCUGAUCGUGCUCAUUACCUUGGUGAAUGCCACUUCCAUGUCAUGGUUCGGUUACGAUCAGGGAGUGUUCUCGGGCGUCCUGAUCUCCAAGGACUUUAAAAAAUGGUUCCCAGAGACAAGCAAGGCGAAUGUAUCGGGUAUCACGUCCAGCUGCUUCGCUCUUGGAGCCUUUUUCGGGGCCAUUUUUGCCUUUACGCUGGGAGAUAAACUCGGAAGGCGCAAGACAAUCGCGGUGGGAUUGACGACCAACUUCAUCGGCGCCCUUCUACAGAUCGUUUCCUGGCACCUCCCCCAGAUGAUUAUCGGCCGAAUAAUCAACGGAUUCGGAAUGGGCGUCUCUUCGUCCACAUGCCCGGUAUUUCAAGCCGAAUGCUCCAAGCCUCGCAUCCGAGGCAAGCUCGUCGUUGUCGGCUCUCUCUGCAACACUGCCGCCUUUUGCCUCGCGAAUUGGAUGAACUAUGGACUCUUUUUCCAUUCCGGGCCCCUGCAAUGGCGGUUCCCCCUUGGAUUUCAGCUUCUUUUCCCCAUCGUCGUUGCGUCCGCCCUCUUAUGCGUCCCAGAAUCUCCUAGGUGGCUUAUGCUCAAGGACCGCCAUGAAGCCGCUCGCAAGGUAAUUGCUCGUCUUCAUGGAAAGGACACGCCCCUUGAUCAUCCGGAAGUUUCGGCCGAGUUCCUCUCCAUUCAAGGUACUAUCGAGCUCGAAAGGAAGGAUCGGGUCCCGGUCACGGAUGUUCUCCGGGGCCGAGACAAGACGCAGACCUUCCGCCGAUUGUUGCUCUCUUGCGGUACCCAGUUUAUGCAGCAAUUCAGCGGUGUGAACGCUCUCGGAUACUACCUUCCUACCCUUCUCCAGCAGAGCGUUGGCUAUGAUGAGCAGACAAGCCGACUCUUGACUGGCGUUAAUGGAACCAUUUACCUAGGUGCUGCAUUCUGCUGUUUGCUCCUUAUUGACAACUUUGGCCGCCGCAAGAUGAUGCUGUACGGUGCUUCUACAAUGGGCUCUUGUUAUCUUAUUGCAUCUCUCUGUCUCAAGGCUGCCCAGAGCGAUGAAUCUAAGGAGGCAACUCUGGGCCGAGUUGUAACAGCAAUGUUCUUCCUCUACUACUUCUUCUACGGAACUAGUUUCGCCAAGGUCGCUUGGGUCUAUAACUCCGAAAUCAACUCCAUCGGCUGGCGAACUAGGGGUGCGGCGGCGGCCACAGCCACCAACUGGAUGGGCGGCUUUAUUGUCACACAGUUCACCAAAGUUGGCGUCGACAACCUCAAAUGGGGAUUCUAUCUUAUAGUCUUCGCUGUCAUCUGCUGGGCGUACUUCCCUGUUGUCUACCUCCUUUACCCAGAGACCACUCGUCGAACCCUGGAGGAUAUGGACCAGAUUUUCAUCCAGAACCCCUCCAUCUUCGUCUGUGGCAAGCCUGAUCUUACGCAGCGUGAAAGACCUCUUGCCUUCAUCGAGGCUGAAGAGCGAAGGAUUGCCGAAGCUGCUGAAGGCAAGCAGAGUGAGAGCUCUGAGCAUGUUGAAGGGCGUGUCUAA
Messenger RNA from Scedosporium apiospermum, 1569 nucleotides. RefSeq lists its product as uncharacterized. Lineage: Eukaryota; Fungi; Ascomycota; Sordariomycetes; Microascales; Microascaceae. The transcript is spliced from 7 exons. Gene Ontology annotation, molecular function: carbohydrate:proton symporter activity. Gene Ontology annotation, biological process: transmembrane transport; carbohydrate transport. Bases 1 to 1569 code for a protein of 522 amino acids. Gene Ontology annotation, cellular component: membrane. The record is from RefSeq and is a predicted model, not a curated record.